This is a messenger RNA of Phalaenopsis equestris, 2613 nucleotides long. Its product is annotated as S-linalool synthase-like. Gene Ontology annotation, molecular function: magnesium ion binding; terpene synthase activity. The coding region runs from base 27 to 2564 and encodes 845 amino acids. The transcript has 11 exons. The record is from RefSeq and is a predicted model, not a curated record. Gene Ontology annotation, biological process: diterpenoid biosynthetic process. Lineage: Eukaryota; Viridiplantae; Streptophyta; Magnoliopsida; Asparagales; Orchidaceae.
UACAUAGUGAAAACUAUUAGAUACUCAUGGAGCACUCACAUGCAAUUGAGAAAAUGAGAAUGGAGCUCUUUUCUUCAUCGGCAAAUCUCUUCGCCCUUUUGCCUGUCUCUGCAUAUGAGACAUCUUUAGUCGUCAUGGUGCCUGACCCAAAUGACCAGACCCGGCCAAUGUUCCCUGGGUAUUUGGAUUGGGUUCUACGUAGCCAAAAUACUCUUGGUUUUUGGUUAGACGAUCAUCCGCAAGAUCAUCGUCGUGAGCUUAAAAGCAAUGAGUCACAAUGGACCGCGGCUGAUGUAGUGGGCACUCUAGCAUGCUUAAUUGCACUCAAGACUUGGGAGAUCGAUGGUUUCUCUCACAAAAUAAAUAAAGGACUUGAAUUCCUCAGAGAUAACAUGGAAAAGGUGUUGUGGAAGCUGAGGAAGAGCAAACAGGAUGGUGAUGAAGCUGGGCUUCUUCGUAGGUGGAUUUUGAUGGUUGAGCUUGCAGAGGCCAAAGGCUUGAAAGUAUUUCCUGCAGCUCAACAUAUCAAAGAUGGACCAUUUAACAAAUUUAAAUUGAAUGGAACAAAGAUUAAUUGCAGAUUAGAGGACGAGACAAUAGAGAGAAUUGUGAUGAGGGAGAUUGCUUUUGAAAAUAGUGGCUCGGAACUCUAUCGAUCACCAUCGACAACCGCAUGUGCUUUCAUGACUGGCGGAAACCAAGCAUACAAAACUUACCUUCAAAAUUUAUUUGUGGAUUGCCAACACGGAGUUCCUCCCAUAUACAUGAUGGACAAAGAUGUGAUAAAGCUCUGUCUGGUUGAUCACUUGGAGAGGCUUGGAUGUGCAGAGCAUUUCACCGAAGAUAUUAAGAAUGUGAUAGAUAUACAAUACAAAGAGUGGAUUGUAGAAGAAUUACAAGCCCCAAAUAAAAAUAAUGUUGCAUUCCAACUCUAUAAAGACUCCUUAGCUUUCCGACUUUUAAGGAUGAAAGGCUAUCAAGUCUCUCCAUGGAGGUUUUGUUGGUUCAUUGACGAUGAGGAGAUUAUGUCUCAUAUAAAGGAUAAUCAUCGCUUUUUUUUAGGCCCUAUGCUUAGCAUUUACAAAGCAUCAAAUAUUGCUUUUCCAGACGAUCAUAAACUUGACAAAGCUGGAGAGUUUGCUCGACAAAUCUUGCAGAUGGGAAUCUUGAGCAUGAAAUCUAAAAAUGAAACCAUUUUCUUAUCUACAUCACCUCUGUUACAACAAGAGAUUGAGCAUGAGUUGGGGCUCAAAUGGCUAGCUCGAAUGGAUCAUUUGGAGCAUAGGUUCUACAUUGAAAGAGGAGGGAUCUAUCUCUUUUGGAUUGGAAAUAAUGCUCCUUAUUGCAAGAUCUUACAAAAUGAUGACUUACUCCAACUUGCCAUUGAUAAUUUCACGACUAGACAAAUAGUAUACAAGAAAGAGCUUCACGAACUACACAGGUGGGCCAAGGACACAGGCCUCUCCACUAUGGGAUUUGGUAGAGAGAAGACAUCAUAUUGUUAUUUUGCCGUAGCUUCUUCAAUUUGCUUCCCAAUUAACAUAGAUUCAAGGAAGGAAGCGGCAAAAUGUGCAACCUUCAUUGCAGUUGCAGAUGAUUUUUUUGAUGAGAAAGCCCCACUUGAUGAAUUAUUCAUUCUAACAGAUGCAUUACAAAGAUGGGAUGGAGAAUUUCUAACGGGCCAUAGCAAAGUUAUUUUUAACGCCCUCGACAACUUAGUUCAUGAUAUUUCUCAAAAAUCCUUCAAGCGAUAUGGCUAUGACGUGAAGAAAAUUCUUCAAGAUGCUUGGAAAGAAAUAUUCAAUUCAUGGCUGAAGGAAGCAGAAUGGGCAAGAAGCUCUCAUUGUCCUUCAAUUGAUCAAUAUAUUGAAAUUGGCAAGACAUCAGUUGCAGUUCAAAUGAUGAUUUUUGCAUCAUGUUAUUUGACAAACUCAAACAUAUAUGUUGAAGAGAGCUGUUGGGACAUAAGUAAUACUAUGAUUACUCAAUCUGUUAUGGAGUCAUGUCGUUUGUUGAAUGACUUGGAGAGCUAUGAGAAAGAAGCUAAAGAUGGAAAACCAAAUAUAGUUUCGCUAUACCAAAAGGAGAAUCCAGAUGCUCCAAUUGAUGAAGCCAUCACUUUUGUGAGGAAUAUUUGGGAAAAAAAGAAAAAAGAACUUCUUCAACUAGUGAUGUCAAGUGACUCUACAAGUUCUCAAAUGCCAAGGGAGUGGAAGGACGUGCAUCUAGCUUUCUUGAAACUUUUUCAAAUGUUCUAUGACUCCACAAAUGUAUUCGACUCCCCAACUAUGCUACUUAAAAGCAUUGACAAGGCAAUAUAUGAACCAUUAAAGUGCAAAACAACUAGUGAACCUGUAUAUUUCAUUCCCAAGGAACCGAAAACAGCAAAAAUUGAAGCUCCAAAUAUAAAAUUAAAGAUUGGAGGAGCUAGAGUCAAAAGUGGACUAUUGUCAUUUGAUUCGAACAAAUGGCCAAAUCAACAAAAAUAUAAAAUGUUUCAUAAGCAAUCUAUUGCAUGUUCGUUCAUCACAUGUCAUACUACCAGCUACAAAUGUAUGAUUUAAAUUCAUUAGAUAUGAAAGCAUAUUUUGGAGGAGAAAAUAAUGGGACAAA